AUGGAACAAUGGAAAGUUCCAGUAACAGAAGACAUAUUGGACCGUCGGGAGCCUACCCCAUCACCCGGUCCCCAACCCACCGAACCCCAGCCACAGCCCGAGGAUGAAUUUAUGGGAAUAUUUUACGGAGGAGAAGAACUAACCGAUAACGAAGAUGACAACAAUAACCAACAAGUAACUAACGACAACACUGACAACAACACUAACACGACCCAGGCAGAAGAGGGGCCUGCGCAGCCCCGUUACUUCUUGCGCAGGCCCCAUAUCCCGAGGCAGCCGAAGCAGCACCGUGAGCCGCAGGUCUUCCGGCCGCACAACAUCGAGCAUCUGCGGCCGGAACAUCAGGCCGAGCUAGCGGCACCAGACUCAGAAGCGUACCACGUGGACGACGACAAGAUCUGUAAGUUUCUAUUGAAUGAUCAUUUUUCAUUAGAUUGUUUGAGGUAA
Messenger RNA from Anisakis simplex (herring worm), 447 nucleotides. The record is from the annotation of a GenBank genome assembly. NCBI's taxonomy places the organism in Eukaryota, Metazoa, Nematoda, Chromadorea, Rhabditida, Anisakidae.